Paraphaeosphaeria sporulosa is the source of this 2447-nucleotide messenger RNA. RefSeq lists its product as uncharacterized. Lineage: Eukaryota; Fungi; Ascomycota; Dothideomycetes; Pleosporales; Didymosphaeriaceae. The transcript has 2 exons. The record is from RefSeq and is a predicted model, not a curated record. The coding region runs from base 39 to 2051 and encodes 670 amino acids.
CGCCAAGCAGCGAGACAUCCCAGCACAUCGCAGAUGCAAUGCCUCCCAAAGCGAUUGCUCUCCAGAAGAACAAGAUCUCGAGCUACUUCUCUUUCUCUACACCGUCGCAGCCCAGCCAGAAUGCAGCUUUCGCUUCAAGCCCCGCUGCCCCGUCCACCAUCCAGGAAACACCCACAAACGACCCGACGACUACCUUGAACGACGGUGGCUUAGAAGAAGCCGCGCCCUCCUCGCCCUCUUCUCCGCUAGCAUCGCGCUCCCCGUCGCCAACGGACCCACGCGGUAUCGCAAGCUACGAGGACACCGCAGAGCGCGGCUUACCCAGCCUACCGCAAUCGUCCGGCAACUCGACUAAUGCUAGCAAGAGAACCUUCUCUAGAGGGAAUCCAGUGGUCCUAAAUUCCGACUCAGAUACUGACUCCUUGACUGAUCUAGAGGACCUGUUGGACUACAGGCCCGCUAGAUCGAAGGCGGUCACAAGAGCAGCCGCAGUCUGGACAAGAGGAGACCCAGAAGCUCUUGCAUUGCCCCAGCCACCCAAAAGAAAGAAAGACGACCAUGCUUUCAAACGCUUGGUGCAAGCGGCUAAGAAAAAUGCUCAGAGGGAGCAGGAGAUCGCACAAGCGCAGGCCGAGCUGGACAAACCUUUGCGCCAGGAAUCGCCUCAGCGUGGUCUCAAACUCAGCGAGAACACGGUAGCGGAUGUAGUGCAUGAUGAAGACGACCCCGACAAGGCAAAGAAGCUGUACCUGGCUAUGCAGAGAACCAAUGCUUUCCAAGUAGACUGUGUCUUCCACUUCUUCAAUCAGAGACCAGAUGAUUUUGAGAAGCCUUUUCCAAUCGAUAGCAUAAACCCGGGAAUGAUUGACAUGUUUCGAGACGAAACUUCCAGGGAUCAGGCUUUCACAUCUGGCUUUGCAAGACUCCUAUUCAGUCGAGAACUGCCAGAAGAGCUCGCAGAUUGGAUGAUCGAUGAAGUAUGCUUCGGCGCAAGCGAAGCCCUCGGUGAAAAGUAUCUCCAAAUUCUCAGUGCGAGUCAAUUGCAGUUGCGAAAACUACUCGACGUAGCGAGACUGGAGGAGAUCUUCAACAACAUUGGUGCAGACAGGCAGUAUACCACAUCAGACUCGGAGGUGGCUCCUUCUUAUGGAUCGGAUCCAGGAGAACGCCGCACUUUUCCUCCGGCGUUGACCAACGUUUGCAAGCUUCUACAGCUUCCAGGUUCACUGUUUCAUGUCGAUUCAAGAAGACGAGCUCUCAAGAUUCUCUUCAUUCUCUGCAUGGACAACGGGGUGCAGAUGGACAACGCUGUGCUACGCACUGUCCAAGAUACUAUAGAGUCCCUCAUAUGCCCCAUACCCAACACGGGCGAAAUCGCCUCCAUACUGGAGGAUAUCAUAUCCCACUUACUUGUUCGCGUCAGACAUCCCAUCCUCCAGCGCAACCUCGUCACUGCGCUGCCGACUCGCUAUCCUCUUACGGCUUCCUUUCAACGCCAUCUCGCCCUCUCAUUCUUGCUUCACCCAGCGAAGAUCACUCACCCUCUCACCAGCCCUGAGACUCUCAAGUCGAUACAUGAUUACCUCCAAACAUCGACCACCUUCCGCGUACAGAAAAACAUCGAUUACAACGUUCUGGCCGCGCACUUCAUGCUCCUCGAUAUCGCUAUUGGCCCAGGCCCACUGACUGUUCCCUUCCAACUAAUCACCAGCCCGUCUCAAUCGCAAGAAUCGCAAGAGCCCAUCGAACCGCCAAAUCCGACGUCGGACGAAGUCAAUGCCUUCAACCGAGAGGUCGAUGCGCUUGCACAGCAGAUCAGACUGAUAGGGAACAGCAUUAAUGUGGCGGGUGCGAUCACGGAUUUAUCGAGACUGACAGCGAGUGAUGCCUGUGACAGGCUGCAUAUAAGACUAGGCCAUGUUGUUCGGAUAGGUGGGCGGAAGUCGAGGCAUGUCUUUGGUGGGGAGGAAGAGAGUGAAGGUGACAAGGCGACCUUCGCGAAGUUCUUUGCGAGGAAGAAGCUGCAACUACCGAGGACAAGUGAAAUGUGAGCUGGAAAUGGCGUUAAGACCGAGGUCGCUGACGUACAUGACGCUGGCGUAAGAGUAGCUGCUGAGGAGAGUAUGGAUGCGGCUAUGGACAGCGCUUUGAAGCCUGAGCGAAAUGGAGACUCUUUGGAGGUCUCAGUCUCCGGUGUGGCCGUACCCGGCGUAGAGACCGUCAAGAGUGAGCAACGUAUGUAGAUGCAGAUCCAUUUGGGCUCAUAUCCCACAGACGUAAAAGUCUUCCUGGCCAUCCAGACCAAAUCGAGUAGUCACUAUAGUAUAUUCUUGAUUGAAUUACUUUCUCCCGCGCUAAUGUCUCAACUAGCUAAAUUUCUACGCCUUCAGCACCGGAAGAAUUAUGGAAAACCUCAAGUACAACUAUAGCUAUUAGGUGUGGAAGGG